AGAAAAUGUCAGCAUAAAGCAAGAACAAAAGCAAUAGUUAGAAUAAGUGAAAUUUCUGACGACGACAGCAAUAGAAAUUAAAAUCCACAGUAGCGAUUAGAGUAAAUUAUAACUGGGCCACGGAGCACCAACUGGACAAAUAAAACCAACCAACAACACAAAACAAUAGUAAAGUGCUGUCGCCACGACAUAACUAACUAAAAAAAGAACGCACUAAGUACACCAAAGACUCGCCAAUCAAUUUAUGGUGCCACGAAGUAGGUGGUGCAAUUGAAAACCGCAAAAUAAUUGAUAGAUUAUAAAAGUGAAGUGUGCAAAGUGGAGCAGUGUUUGUGUAAAAGUAAAAAGUCAACAUUACAAAAAGUAUGUCGUCCGGCGCGGGUGAUGAGCUUGUAAAAGAGCCACGCGUGGCAGAAAUAGCCGCCUCCAGUAUUCGUUCCGGCCUAGCUGAACUCGAAUUAAAGUCAGCGCAAGUGCUACGCGGUUUGGAAAAUGUCAAAACAGCGCCAGUUGCAGAAGCAGCUGAAGCACAGCUGGAAGUUGGCGCCGCAGAUGCUGUGGACGGUCACAAUGCUAACUUAGCAAACGUCGCCGACACACCACUCGACAUGCCGACUACGGCAAAGCACACAACGCUUUUGCAUGGCGAUUGUAUACCACCAGCUGACAUAUUGAAUUCACUAGAAAAUCUUAUAGCCUAUUCAGACUCUAAUAAUGAUCCAGUAUUUCCGCUACCCGGCCUUGAUGAUGUAGCACAAUUGGCGCUCAUCUCACACAGCAUUGUCGCCUAUCUGACACAUUUGGAUCGCCAGCAUUUGGUACGUGUUUCGAGCAGCAUUGCCGGCGAUACCACACGCUGGUUGGGUGCGCUCUUCCGUUUUCUCGAUCCGGCCAGUAGUUUUCACACAGACAACGCUGACGCUAUACUACGCGCUGUGCGCUUAGCGAUAGUUGCACGUUGUCCUGGCUACCUCGAGGGUGGCAUACCAGCAUUGGCGCAUCCCUGUUUCUAUAUUUCCGAAAAUAUAACACCAAUACGUCUGCAAUAUGCUUGCCGUCAGCUGGGUAUACCAUUGGAUGCGAUACGUCUAAUACCGACCAAUAGCACGUUCGGCACAAUGGAUUUGUCUUUGCUGCUCAAACAAGUGCAAGUUGAUUUGAGUGCCAAUCAUACACCAUUAAUGGUGGUAGCCGAUGUUGGUGCAUCAAUAAGUGGUUAUGUGGAUAAUUUGCAACGCAUGAGUGACAUCUGCCGAACGCACAAUAUAUGGUUACAUGCCACCGGGCAUGCUUUAGCGGCGUUGGCAUGUGCACAAGGGCCAAAUACGAUCAGUGACACUGUUGACUCAAUUGUUUUGAAUUUGGGCAGUUGGUUGGGCGUACCAAGCCUACCGAUAGUGCUGCUACAUCGUCAAUUGCAAAAUUCUGCAUUGACCGCCUUCGAAUCGGAUCCAAUUUUAUCGCGUCGCCUACAUUCACUGUCACUAUGGACUAGUCUGCAAGCGCUUGGACGUGAUGCGAUAGCGGAACGUAUACAUGUUGCAUUCCAAACGUGUAGCAUUCUCUUCGAGAUCACGUCCAAGUGUGAGGGUAUGCGUGUAGUGAGUCGUGCCCCGGGCGGCCAAUCAGGCACUACACUUAACGAUGUCAUCAAUAAGCCGCUAGACGCUAAUUUGCUUUUCGAGACCGUUGCACCUGUAGUCGUAUUUCAAUUUGAUGGUAGUACAUCUAUAGCGACAGUGGGGAAAACCGAUAACGAACCUUUGAAAACAUUAGAGAGCAGAGAGAAGGCGUUGGAGAAGGUUGACAAUGCCACAUACUUUGAUCGCUUGAAUUCUUGGUUGGGGCAAUUAAUGCAGCGUGAUUGUCCAAUGUUCGAUUUCGAAAUAAUUGAACAUCCUACACACGGCACAUGCAUACGUUAUUGUCCGUUGGAAUUGGGAUUAGGCCAGCAACCACCAACUUCAGAAAAUUUGGAGGGUUUCGCACAUUAUCUCGAAGGCAACGUUGAUAUUUUACGUGCAACCAUAAAGCAUAAAGCGACAUUUAUCGAAUGGGUUGGAAAGAGCGAUGUGUUGCGUUUAGUUGAUCUGCCAGAGUGGGCCGGUAUGGGUGGGGUGCGUUUCGUACCCGAGGGUUGGGAGUCUAUACUCACAGAUCAAGCCAAAACUGAAUUAAAUAAGCUAAAUGCCGAUCUCGUUGAAGCAUUGAAAUCGACUGACAAUGCCUUCUCGCUGGGCGAAAGUGCAGAUGGUCUGAUUUGUGUGCGCUUCGGUAUGGUUACGCAUGAAACGGAGGUGGAAGAGCUGUUGGAUUUAGUCGUUUCGGUGGGUCAGAGUGUACAGGAAAAUUCUAGAGUAUUGGAUACAAUGUCGGAAAUUGUAAAGAAGGGCAUAGAGGCUGCCACUGCCGAUUUAAUGCGCGAAACCGAGGAGAAAAUGUGGCAAGAAGGCAUAUUGAGGCAUGUACCAGUUGUAGGGCGUGUGUUUAAUUGGUGGUCACCACCACCGAAAGAUGCUGGCGGUAUUAAAGGUCGAAGUCUAAAUCUAACACAAGGCGUCGUCGAAAGCACAGAAAAUAUUUAUAGAUAUCACAUGCAAAUGUCGGGUUCGCCACAUCAAAUGGGACGUUCGCCGCCCACACCAAUGGUACAAACACCUGUUAUUUCGACAGCCAAUACGGUACCGCCCGUCUUUCCGGAGCCAACAUCACAAGUACAAGCGCCACAACAACAACAAGCGCAAUAUUCAAAUUCGAAUAGUGUCAAUGAGGACAGCGACAAGCAUACACGCAACAUAAGUCAAAGUAGUAAUCAUUCAUCGGUGCCUGAGUUAGUGCCCGUUAAUGCGAAUGUUAUUGUGAAUGCAAAUCCAAUUAAUAGUGGCAAAUAAAUACGUAGGGUAUAAGAUAAUAUCGAAUUAAAAAUAAAGCGAUGUAAUGCGCUAGCAGCCAAAGUUGCUAACAAUUAAAACAACAAAAAACACUGAAAAUAUUUGAAAUUUGAUUUGUGUCUGACACAUUCAAAUUAAAACGUGUUUAUAAACAUAUAUUUAAUAUGCUUGUCGUAGUUAUUCAAAAAAAGGAAGCGUGGAACACAAUAUUAAGCAUUUUUGUAUUUUUGGCAAAUGUGCAGAAUAAAAAAGUAUAUAUAUAAAUGGAAAUGAAGAGCAACGGUGCUGUUGCUGGAAAAAAAUCCCAAAAUAACAGUGCAAUUCUUCAAGUUCUCCAAUGAACUUAAAUAAAUAAUAAUUUCAGUGCCCGAAAGGUCCAAUAAAAUUGGUGCGUUAGAAAUCGUUAAGAAAAUAUAGAUCGCGAAACUUUUAUAAUGUAUUAUCUACCAAUAUUAACAUGUACACGCAAAUCUAUUGUAUAUUUUAUUAUUUAACAAAAAUGUUCUACUUUCUUUUAUGUCAUUUAUUAUUUUGCAUGUAACAUAUUUUAAUUUAAUUUUGUAAUUGAAAUAUUAGUAAAAAAUAGUAUAUAGAAAAAGAGUUUAAAGCAACUCUUUAAGUAUGCAAAAAAAUAAGUGAUGCUUAUUUUAUAGUUUAACCUUGCUUACAAAUGCGAAAAUAGCAAAUAAUUGUCGUUCAGUAUGCUUUACGUUAAACAUACAUAAAAUCAUUCCUCUCAAUUGCAUUAAGGACUAAACAAAUUCGAAAAUAUAAAUCGGUUUCUUAAAAAAACAGUAAACUAAUUUUAUAUAACUAUCUGCAAAUCUUAUCCAAAGGUCUUUGUAAGGCGAGUACAACUUGUAUCAUUCAUCUAUUCCUUUUAUUAAACCUAAUAUUAUAAUAUGUAUUUCAUUAUUGUUUCUCAAAUUAUUGUUAUUCUUUAAUAUAAUACAAUAUACUUAAUAUUCUUAUUGCAAUUAAGAAUUUUUUAUUCUCCAUAUUCUUCCACAUGCUGAGAAGAUAACACCAACACCAAUUGUACCGUAUUAUAGUAAAUCAUUAUUAUUAUAUAAUUACAAAAUAUUUAAUUAACCUACUCUUUAAAUUUAAAUAGUAAAUGAAUCAGUGCGGAUAAAGAAAUACAAACAAACAAUAAAGCGAAACAAUUCAGCUGAGUGUGCACAA
This is a messenger RNA of Bactrocera latifrons, 4076 nucleotides long. RefSeq names its product pyridoxal-dependent decarboxylase domain-containing protein 1. Gene Ontology annotation, cellular component: intracellular membrane-bounded organelle. Gene Ontology annotation, biological process: carboxylic acid metabolic process. Gene Ontology annotation, molecular function: carbon-carbon lyase activity; pyridoxal phosphate binding. The coding region runs from base 366 to 2891 and encodes 841 amino acids. NCBI's taxonomy places the organism in Eukaryota, Metazoa, Arthropoda, Insecta, Diptera, Tephritidae. The record is from RefSeq and is a predicted model, not a curated record. The transcript is spliced from 9 exons.